AUGUCCACUCCACCCUUAGCCCUGUCUGAUAGUGAGAAGGGAGCUCUGGCUACAUUUUGGGUAAAGAUCACCCCUGAAGUGACUGCUCUGGGUGCAGCGGCUAUGUACAGGUAACACUCGCCUUAGUUUCAUCAUGGUAACUGUAUCCUCCAUCCGAAUUGGACGGUUUAACAUACUAUGUAGUUUGCAUUUUAAUAAUAUUAAGGAGACUGUACUGACCCCUUUGCAGGGCAGUAACCAUGUGAAUAGAGUGUUACAGAAAUAAAAAUGAAUGCACGAGAAGCCCAGGCUUCUGUUUUUAUUAAAGUGUAAUUAAUCACUACAUUAUUAGCUGCAGAAACCAUUUUAUUAUUUUGGUUAUUUUAAUCAAUCCAGGAUCAAUGUUCCAUAAAACAAAUCCCCAGGCCCAUCAGGUCACCAGUAGAUAAAAACAAAGUGCUGCCCAGCAGAAGGUAGAAUUCAUGUACUGCAUGAGCCAGAUUGAAUCGACCACAAAGGUAUUGUGUAGAUUAAAGGGACACGCUGGGCCCCUAAAGUACCUUUAUCUUGCUGAAAUGCUUUCUGUGUGAAGUUAUUAUAAUAUAAAACAACCAGUGCUGAUACUUCCUGGUUAUUUAGCUCAGUGGAGCUAAACCCAAGAGGCAACAAUUGCCCAGAGAACAGGCUUUUCAUUGAGCUGCAUUGGGAAGUCUGUGACUGGACAGACACAGAAAGUCUGGACUUUAAGGUAUAUGAACUAAAUUAUUAUAUAUUUUUUGUGGUCAAUUUCCUUUGUGCUUGCCUCUUACAGAAACCCUAUAGAGUCAGGAACACAAAUGUUUUCCUCACCCUAUAUUGUUAAACUAAAUAUUUAGCCCCCCUGGCCCCACCUUACCUUCCUUAAAACUAAUUAAAUAAAUAAAAAAAAAAAAAAAGUCACCUUCUUUCCAAUGCAGUUCUGCCGGCACUGACUCCGCUCUACCUGCUUGGUUGACGUCCUCAGGAUUGGAUUGGCUUAGAUUGUCAAUUCUGAUGAUCUCAGCCAAGAAGGGAUGUGGAGGUGGAGCCUCACUCCAUCCUUGCUAAUCAUCAUCUCCUUGUAGAGAGCGACAUUGAAUCGAUCUAUCUCUAUGGGGAAAGUUCAUUGUCUCCACUCAGAGCUAAACGUCAGGUCUGCACACUGUGUAGUACUGACCCAGAAAGCACCUCUAGUGGCCAGUGGAGGUAUCCCUAGGCUGUAAUGUAAGCACUGCAUUUUCUCUGAAAAUACUGUGUUUGCAUUAAAAUGCCUGCAGGGACUGACUAUACUCACCCGAAUAACUAUGAUAAGCUGUAGUUGCUCUGGUGACUAUAGUGUCCCUUUUAAGUUUAAUGGGUAGCAUUUGUUCGUGUGUGUGGAGGUUUUUUCUUUUUUUUUUUUUCUUCCUGUUAUGCUGAUUGGUGUCCAUGAAGACAAGCUUAUGUCUAAUUAUUGGGUCACCUGUGAACACGGCAAUGUUUCAGCCUUUCACAGGUCUGUACCAUGCCAAGUAAAGUAGUAUAAUUAGGAACAUGUUAAAAAGGCAAAUCCUGUGAACGAGCUGGAUUAAGCCAAAACUGGGUUCUAUAUACUUUGAGGGUAUGAGUAGUAAGUUUAUUAUAAUGUAAUGAAUGCACAGAUAGUGGUGGUUAUUUAAAGGUACACUAUAGUCACCCAGACCACUUCAGCUCAAUGAAGUGUUCUGGGUGCCAGGUCCCCCAGGUUUUAACCCUUCAGAUGUAAACAGAGCAGUUUCAGAGAAACGGCUAUGUUUACAUUGCAGGGUUAAUCCAACCUCUAGUGGCUGUCUUCCCGAGAAUCGCAUCCAGCAUGCAGAACGUCUAUAGGAAAGCAUUGAGAAAUGCUUUCCUAUGGACUGUUUGAAUGUGCGCGUGGCUCUUGCCGCACAUGCGCAUUCCACACCACUCGGGCGCUGGCGGGGGUGGAGAGGUCACCAGUGCUGAGGGAGCUUGGCGCAGGAUUAAAGUAAGUAACUGAAGAGGUUUUAACCCCUUCAGCACCAAGGGAGGGGGACCCUGAGAGUGGGGUCCGAUGAUAUAGUGUCAGGAAACAGUUUGUUUUCCUGACACUAUAGUGAACCUUUAAGUGCUGUAAUGGAUGGAGCAAGAUAGCUCUGGGCACAAUUAUGGUGACAUGGACCAUGACUGCAUGUGUUCGUCUGGUGCUGGUUUGGUUGCUGGGGCAUUCUUGUAUAUAUUGGGUUGGCCAGUGUGCGGAGGACUGCAGUUAUGGUAGGAAUUUGGGGUUCCCUUCUCAAGUUGCCCGUUUAUGUUAAUGUAGUAUACAGGGACAGUUAUUCCCCGAUGUUUGUGGUGGGUGUUUUAAAGCCAGCUUACUUUAGUUGUUCAUGCAGGUGGUAAUGAUCUGAUGAAAGGUUAUGUUCACAUGGUUGAUUUGAUGGAGUAUUAAGCAGGAUUUUCUUUGUUCUCUCAAGUGUCCUUUGUAUGGUCGGAAGUGGUACCCCACAUUGGAAGGGUUUCCGUAGGUAAUUUGAGGAUACUUGAGCUAACUAGGUGUAAGUUGAAUUAUGGGGUAUUGCAGUCUGUACAUUGCCUUGCCGAGGUAGUGGUUUGUUAUUUUGGAGCUGAAGAAGGAUAACAGAGAUGUCAAGAGGCGGGAUGUUGUUCUUCUGGGUUUGACAUGUUUAAUGGAGGUAAGUAAUCUUGGAUUGAGCAAGCGCUGUUUGUGAUGGGUGCAGCCUGCCACUUUGAAGGUUGGUCCCCUAGCCAGCACCUGGAUUCAAAAUUAAAUGGGUAGUUUAAAACUGAGCAUUGGGUGAGUGUGUUCCUGCCUUGGAACUGAACUCUGAAGAACUGCCUGGGGGGCGGUGCUCUUUUCAGCCGGCAGUGGAAGUUAAAGGUGGAUUUUUUUUUUGUAAUGUUUUUAAAUAAAGCUCUAAGCAAGCCCUUCCCAUUAUAGCUGUUUAACGGUUUUUAUUUCAUGGUGGGAAGAGGAUUUGGUUGGGUUUAUUCUGUUGUGUUUCAGGCAUGCUUGACCAGUCAUGAACUUGGUUUCUAACUUUAUCUAAUUCUUUAAUUCUAAUUCCCCUCCCCCUUCUUUUUAGCAAAUGCAUCUUUGUAUCUCUCUUUCAGAGGAUUUUAUGUUUACAAAAUCAGAUUCUGUGUUGGAGAAAAAUGAACUUUUGUGUGUGUGGUUAUUACUUAAAUUUUUGCACAAAAUAUGCAAUUCACUUUAACCUUAACCCCUCCUGGACAAAAGUUGUCAGCCUUCCCCCACCUUGAGUGCCCAUAACAAAUCUUUAUUUUCAACAGUGUUUGGACUUAUCAAAUCUUUACAUCAAGGCUGCUCUGGCAAAAAAACUUGUUAGCUGGGUGUUUGUGGCGGAAUCUACUGCCAAUUUCGUAUGCUUUUUCAUGUGUGGUGUGUGUGUGUGUGUGUGUGUGUGUGUGUGUGUGUGUGUUUUUUUCUUUGUGUUUUUUGGGGAGUUUUUGUAUACGAACGCCUUCCAUUUGUCUCACGAACGAGGACCACCCCUGUACCCCAUUAGAACAUUCACACUAGCAACUUAAGUGCGAAACCGCAAGGGAAGUAAUUAAUGAAUGCUUCCCCUGGGUGGCCUCCAUUUCGUAUAACCGAAUGCACGUGGUCAACAAAAGAAUGGUGACCAUCUAAUCUCUCUAACGUGGGCAGUGGCACUUGGUUGUUGAGUGCCUGGAACCUUUUUUGGCUAGGCACUCGCACGAACCCCGGUAAAGAUUAGACCGCUGCCAGUUUUACUUUCCGACCAACUAUGUGAACAAUGUUCGGGAGAUAGGAACUACCGAACAGGGGGAGCCUUCGUACCCGGAAACUAAAAGAAACCCUUGCAUGGUGUUUGCACAGGAACCCCUGAAUAGAGACCGGCCAGAGCACCUAUUUCCCUAGAACUGUUUUGGUCUAGCGCCUCGUGUCCAGAUGAUCAAAACUUUACGCCAGUGGCAUUUCGGUUUCACCAAACUGAUCUGAGUGAUAUUUGGGUAUGUUAUACACUCAGAUCGGUGCUAUCCGGGGAUAUAAUAUUUGUGAGUAGUGAUGUCCCGAACGGUUCGCUGAACGGUUCACACGGACUCAUCAUUGAAUAAACUUUGACCCUGUACCUCACAGACAGCAGACCCUCCCACCUCCUGGACAGCUCACUAAGAAUGCAGCUUCACAAUGAAUGUAAAAUGAAUGAUGUCCAGGAGGUGGGAGGGUCUGGGAGGGAGGGUCUGCUGCUGAUUGGCUGGAAUGUGUCUGCUGACUGUGAGGUACAGGGUCAAAGUUUACUCAAUGAUGAGUCCGUGGCGAACCGUUGGCGAACCGUUCGGGACAUCACUAUUUGUAAGGUUUCUAGCUUUGGUAGGAGAACUUUUGGGGUACUGUAUAUUUUGGAUAGAUUUUCUGUACCUGAGAGAUAAUUGAAUUAUAGGUUUUUAUCACGCAAUUAUCUUAGGCACAGAGGAUCUUGGGAUUGAAACUCCUGUGUUAUUGUAUUAGAGACCCCAUGUAGGGGUCUGUGCAUAAAGGCAAUGUGUGGUAGAAAAUAAAUCGGUUGACUCCCAGAACUAUGUUUAGUCUGGUUACUGGGGGAAUGGAUCUCUGUAUGCUUUAUGGUUCCAGUCUGGCUGAGAGAAGGAAUUUAGCGGAGGUAACCAGUCGGGUUACCGUGGUCCGUUAAAGUGUUUAAAGGGUUACUCCACUAAAAACAGUCUUUUAAAAAGACAAUGUUUUGAUCAAAGUAAAACUGCUAACCUCCACCCCACCAAAAAAAAAUUAAAAGUCAUCAGACUUAAAGACAAUUUCUGCUAUCCAGCUUUGUUGUGUUUUUAAUUUUUUAUUUUUUAUUUAUUUAUUUUUUUAAAUAUCCGGGGGGUUAACUACUGAACUGAACAGCAAGCUAUUGGAGUUAAUGAUAGACAUUCUAACUCUAGGUCAUUUUAUUGUUAAUCCACUACUCCCCCUUCUUGAUUUUUGUUAAAAUUUAAAUAAUGCCAAAUUGUAUCUGCAUUUCUGAAAUCCUUCUUCUAAACAAGCACUGAUCAGAAUUGCCAUCGGUCUUCAUGUCUUACACCAGGCUUAUCCUGAUCCACGAUGAUGCCAGGGAGCACUACAGCCAAUUCGACUUGAGUGAAAACUCCCCUGAUCUCCGUGACCAUGGUGUUAAAAUCAUAAAUGCCUUUGGAAAUGCCAUCAAGAACAUGGACAACCUUCCAGAUGCCAUCUGUGACCAGAAUGGACUGCCUAUGAAUGUACUACAUGUAGAAACCCAGCAUUUCUGGGUAAGAGAACUAUCUUCAGCUAUUGUAGGAGUUCUGUAUUCAGCUACUAACCUUCUGUUUUUGGAAUGCUCCUAUCCUAUCUUCAAUGUUGGUGGGUCAGCACAAGAAAAAGAGAAAUACAUUAUCUAUUUCAAAUUUUUUAAUUUUUUUUUAAUUAUUAUUUAAAAAUGACCAUUAAGCGCUUCUCAAAUAUCCCUCUUCCUUUCCUCUCUUCACCCUCCCUCACUCCCACCAAUAAUGUUAUGGGGCUGGAGUACCUGAGUGUCACCUUGCCUUAAAGCGCUAAACCAUUUGAAGAUGGUUUAAAGACCAAUUGGGUCCUUAAAGCAACAAUUCCUGUACUGUAGCGGAAGGGGUGUGGACGGGCCCCUGCCCAACUUUUAUCAAACAAUAAGAUGAAGUUGUUUUGGGGGCUAGAGUUGACCUUUAAAUGUAUAUUGCUAUGUCGUUAUCAGAACAUAGAAGAACCAAGACAAUACAAUUGGUAUUAGUCAUGAGUUGGAAACCUUCGUCACUCCAGAUGUUGUGAACUAUGUCUCCAAUAUGCAAAUAAAAAUAAUGGUGAGAGCACUCAAUACAUGCAGUAUAAAAUGUUUACCAGUACUGUCUUGGGCAUGUAUCUAAAAUAGCAAGACAUAAAAGAACCAUAGGGUAAUAUUGUCAUAAGUAUAUGCAAAGCCCGUAUGUAACUGGUUAAACUCACAUGUUGCUGACUCCGACUAUAUGCUUUUAGCGGAGAUAAACCGUUUAGAGCAAGACGUUCUGUGUUGGUCUAGACAAAUUCUCCCUGGAUGUGGUCUGUACAGUUAGUCCAGGAUACAGGAUCAAACUAAUACUUGUUUUAUUAAUACAAGAUAAAUGUCAUACCUCCACGUGGCCCAUGCUGCUCCAGUCCCGCCGUCUGCUCUGCUCAUCCCGGCUCUGCCAGCCUCCGACUGACAGCAUGCCGCUGACUUCUUAAAGCGAUAGUACCAUUUUUGCAGCAAUCCUGGUAACCCUUUUAUAAUCUCUCCUAUUCUCUUCCCUAGCCUAUCAGAUCUCUCUUAGCCCUAUUUAUACCUCCCUCCUACAUCACUUCCUUGCCCUGUCGUGGUCUAUUGUAGCCCGAGAGCGCGUUCUGAAUACUUGUGUGUUUCCUGGUAUCUGACUUUGGCUUGUCUCUGGUUAUCCGUAAUUUCUGGCUUCCUUGACCCUUGGCUUUGUUUCUCAUUUAUUCUUCAUCUCCUGCCCUGACCUCGGCUCGUCUGAUUAUUCUGUUACUCUCCUUACUUUUCUUCAUGUUAAGUCCGGCCACUUUAAGGACCGGUAAUACGUCUAGUUUGGGUUGUCUGUUAGUCCUAUAGUUAGCGUGUUGGGGAACCUAACCUUGACAAUAAAAGAAUAUAAAUAAAAACCAAUAACCUAAAAAUUGUCCAUAAAAUGUGCCACAACGCAUUUCGGCGAUAAAGCCUUCCUCAAGUGGUGCUAUUCGUCCAUCUCCGCUGUUCCUGUUUUUAUACAGGAAAAUUUGACGCCCAUCUCCGCAACUUCCGUACCUUCCUACUUCUGUUGUCGUCAACUUUCGUCAUCUGACGUCUUCAUUGCAUCAUGACGUCACUUUGGCGCCAUAUACCGGAAGUGUUGCGGGCACCAUUUUAGAAAGUCCAAUAUAAGAAUAGAUGCCAGUCUAUUGCCAAGUCCUUAUUGUUUAUAAAGUGCAAAAGCAUCGAUCAUUAUAAUAAUUAAAUAAACCUACUAAGAGGAAAAAUGUAGAGGGAAUAUUAUCAGAAAAAGGGAAUUAUACAUAAAAAAAAAAAUAGUUAUAAGUAUAAACAUAAAUACACUAAAAUAAUUUUAAUAAAAACCCUUAGAGGAAAUAUAAAACAUUAUUAUUAUUAUUAUUAUUAUUAUUAUUAUUAUUAUUAUUAUUAUUAUUAUUAUUAUAUGCAUGAAUUCAUUUAAAAAUCUGCAUUCAGACCAUAUGGGGACAGUGAUUCCAUAUUAAAAAUCCAUUUCAUCUCAGUUUUACUGAGGAGGCUCUCAAUUUCACUUCCCCAUCAAUGUACUUUAACUGCUUCUAUUCCCACAAACACUCUACCAUUUGCAUUACCCCCAUGGAUUUCCCAAAAUGUUUUGAUACACUAUGUAGGGUAAAUUUCCUGUUAAUGUUAUAAAUAUGUUCCCUAAUUCUUAUUUUUAGUGUUCUAGAUGUUUUGCCAAUAUACUGAAAUCCACAAGGACAAAUAAUCAUAUAGAUUACAUUUUUAGAGUUACACGUUAAAAAAGAAUUAAUAUUAUAAGAUUUUUUUUAUUUUGGAAUGAGGUAAAUUUAAUAGCAUUUUUAUUCUUAUUUUUUCUUAAAGUGCAACCUUUACAAGUCCCACAGUAAUAAAAAAAAAAAAAAAAAAAAAUUCUUUUAAACAUUGUUAAAAUUUGUGGAUUUGUCUCUUUAUCUAAAAAACUUGAAGUUAAAACCUGCUUAAGAAUUUUUGCUCCUCUAAAAAUGACUUUAGGUCUUGCCCCUAAAUAAUGUUGAAUAUCUUGAUCCUGUUCUAAAAUGUACCUUUUUUUUUUUUUUUCUGUAGUUGGCUACUAUUAGAACUGUAAUUAAAAAUAACGGUUAUAGUAAUAUUAUCUUCUUUCUGUUCUUUUGUCCUGUAUUUUAAAGUGUUUUCUCUUGGCUCUUGUCCAAUUUCAUCCCUUAUACAUUUUAACGAGUCUCGGUUAUAACCUUUUUCCACAAGUUGAUCUAUUAAAAUCUGUGUUUGGUCUUCAUAUUGUUGAGCCUCCGUACAGUUGCGUUUUAUUCUUAGAAACUGUCCUUUAGGUAUGUUUGCCAACCAUGGUCUAAAAUGACAGCUUUUCAAAUUAAUAAAACUGUUUACAUCUACUGUUUUAAAAAAAGUUUUUUACUUUUAAUCUGAUUCUCCUCAAUAUAAAGACACAAGUCCAAAAAUUUCACGUUAGGUUACUAUUCCAAUCAUUUCAGUUUAAAUUUUAUAAAAAACUUAAAAGGGACUCUUCCGUUCCUCUCCAAACUAUAAAAAUGUAAUCUAUAUGUCGUUUAUAGAGGACCAGACUUGCCCCAAGUUCCAGUUUGGAGAAAAGUUCCUCCCAAUGGGCCAUGAACAAAUUGGCAUAACUUGGGGCAAAUCUGGUCCCCAUAGCCGUUCCUUUAGUCUGCAAAUAAAAAAAAUUUCAAACCAAAAAAAAAAUUAUUAAAAAAGAAUCAUUUUAAUACCCUCUAUAAUAAAAUCUAUCUGUUGGGGGUUCAGAUCUGUAUCCUUAUUUAAAAAAAUGCCUAGCAGCCUCAUAACCUCUCUUGUGUUCAAUAGUGGUAUAGAGGCUGCUGACAUCACAAGUAGCCAUGAUCAGUCCAUCCUUAAAAUCAUUUAAAAUUUGUAAUAACGACAGUGUCCUUAAGAUAAGAGGGGCAUUUCUUUACUGGAUCCUGUAAAAAUUGAUCUAAAAACUGCGAUAAAGGGGAUAAAAGGGAGCCAAUCCCUGAGACGAUUGGUCUUCCCGAGGGAUUUUCUGUGUCCUUAUGGACCUUAGGUAAAACAUACAAAACAGGGAUUUUUGGAACUUUAACAUUGAGCAAAUCAUAUAUUUUUGUUUGUUUUUUUGUUUAGUAUCCCUUGUUCUAAUCCCUGACUUUAAAAAUUCAUUAAAUUUCUUUUUUAUAUCUUUUUAUAAGGGAUUUUUUUUAACAAUAAAAGGUAUGUUUCUUGAUCUUUUAGUUGUUCAGAAAUUACAUUAAGGUACUUUUUCUUUUUGCCAUACGACUACUCCCGUUGGAGUCAGCUUUUGGUGACUCAGCAACAUGUGAGUUUAACCAGUUACAUAUGGGCUUUGCAUAUAUUUAUGACAAUAUUACCCUAUGGUUCUUUUAUGUCUUGCUAUUUUAGAUACAUGCCCAAGACAGUACUGGUAAACUUUUUAUACUGCAUGUAUUGAGUGCUCUCACUAUUAUUUUUAUUUGCACUUUGUAUAUUCUUGUGUGUUAGAGUGAUUCACACUAGGUGAUAGUAGCACCACAAUAUUAUUUGCACUUUUUUCCUAACUUCACCUCUCAUUUGUUACUAUGUCGGUUAGAGCCAUAAUACUGGCAAAGCAUUAGGGUAGAUGUAUUCCACAAAGUCUGGAUUUCUGACCAUUUCCUACCCCUGGCGGUAAUCAGGCAGUAGGAGCCAGAUUUGCUGGCUAUAUGCGUGCUAAGCACAUCCCUCCACCAAUCUGCAGCUUUUAGAGAAAGGCCAAGCUGUGGAGCCCUGUACACAAAACGACUGAAUGCGGCUGUGAAUAAAUUGAGGUACGACAGCUAUUAUCCUAUUCUGCAGUUUCUCUCAUUAAAUGAGAUGAGUGGCUUUGCUGCUGAGGUCUGAACAACAAAAAAAAAUAAAACCAGUAUUCGCUCAGACUAGACUGAGACGAUUUUGAUUGGUGGAGCUCCUUCCUGGUUUGAGAUGCUUGUUGUUUCUAGCCAGUGGAUUGGCUGAACUGGUGGAACUGUAGUUAUUGUUUACAUGUUCAAUUAUCUAUGUAUACUGUAAAACUAUCAAAUAUUUACACAAUACUCUCGAGUAUUUUCAUUAACCACUGCAACCUCUGUUCCUGCAUCACUAAUAAACUGUUUACUCAGUACUUGCGAAUGUAUUCUUGGUCCCCUGGAGCCAAUCUUCUGAUGAUUAAAUGACAGAGCUAUAAACAUGGACUCAAGGCAAUAUGUUGAAGUGGUUAUGGUUCCUACAUUGUUCCUUUUUAAAUCCCAGAAUGAUAGGUCAUAGUUAUACAAAGCAAAACUGAAGGACAUUUAAUAACCUGGAAAACAAAAACGUUUCACCACUAUCUGUCCCUUAUUUUUCCUUCUCUCCCUCUAGUGUAUGUGUAUGGCUAUUCAAAUUACCCUGGUCGCCCACUAUAAAGAGGACUUCACUGGAGAGUGUCUUUCUGCCUGGACAAAGUUUAUUUAUCACCUUUCCAAUGCCCUGGCAGACAAACGCAAGUAAUGCAGCAAUAUAUCGUGCGAGAAGACUCCUUGCAACAAAGAACCCAAGUCAACGCUUUAUUUAUUAUAAACCUUUAAAUGUUCUAAAUUCCUCUUUUUUUUUUAAACCUCCUGAGCGCUUUGUUUAACCCACUGUGUAUCCAUUAGCCAAAAACCUCCCUUCAGUCUCGUCUAACUGGUGAAAAUAAAGCAGCUGUUAAAUUUCACUCUCGAUUCAGCUAUAAAGUGUUUCUUGUAUGUCUUUGUUUGAUGUGUAGUGUGUUCUCUUUCUCGGCUCAAUCUUACCUACUGAUUUUUCUAAACCCAUUUAAUGUAGUUUAGAGACGUCACUGGGGUAUUAUCGCAGUGUGAAACUUCAUAUACACCAAGAACACUGAGCUCCUACACGAGAGGGACAUUGGGAUAGAAGAGGGACAUUAUUCCCAUUCAGACUGCAUAACAAGAAGACCAAACUAAUAGGAAAAGGACUGAAAAUUCAAGCCAUUUAGGUAAAUGGAACACAAUAUUAGUGUGGGUGCGGUGUGUGUUUUUUUUUCUCACUUCAUGGUUUAGGGAGGGAUCACACUGGAUGCUAAUUAACACGUGGAUUUGCAUCAAACACCAGGAGUGAUUUGAUGGGAUUUCUGUUAUCCUGCCAGGAUUACGAUUAAAAUGCUUCAUGUAGACACAUUACCUAAAACAGUGGUAGGCAACCUUUGGCACUCCAGAUGGUGUGUAAUGUAGUCCACGACAUCUGGAGUCCUGAAGGUUGCCUACUCCUGACCUAAACUGAUUGGCUUCUGACACAAGGCUGUGCUAGGGUUUAUUGUAAAUGUAGAGUGACAGAAGUCUGUGCCAAGGCUCAGCCGGUCUCGUAUGAUAACACAGAAGACCACCUGUAGUUCAAAUUGCUAAAAAACUAAUACAGGGGCGUACCUGGAGCAUUUGGCACCCGGGGCGGAUCCUUUAUUUGGCACUCCCCUCACUAAAAUGUAAAAAAACACACAUUUUUUAAAUGAGUGUCAGUGUUUGUAUAUUUUUAAUGUAAGCAUGUUGUUGUAUGGAGUAUGUGUGAAUGAAUGUAUGGGUGUGUUUGCACAUAUUGGCAUUUGAAUGCAGGCGUGCAUUUUUCUGUAGUUUGGUUUUUGAAUAUGGUGGUGUGUUUUUAUGUAAUGUUGACAUUUGGAAGCAGGGUUGUAUUUUUGUGUGUAGUGUAGACAAAAUGCUGAGAUGUAUGGACAUAUACACACACUGGCACACAUACAGAUAAACAGACACAUAGGUACACACAUGCAGUUGCAUAGAAACACGAUCAUACACAGAUACAAAUACUGACACACAGGCAUACAUACAGAUACAGACACACAAACAGAUACACAGACAUACAGAUACAUAUGUAUAAGUGUGUUUGCGUAGUGAAUGCAUUGUGUGUAUAGUGUUUGGAGUGUGUAUGGUGUGUAUGCAGAUGCAGUGUGUGUUGUGUAGAAUAAAUGCUGGGAAGGUGAGCAGUGUGUGGGUUUGCCCCCGCCUCCCUGACACUUGCCUGCCCGUCCCAUCCUCCUGGACGGGUGGUCCUGGUGGCACAGCAUAGAUGGGCAGUGAAGAGGAGGGUGCCAGAACUCUGCACGCUUGCUUCCCAUCCAGCAGCAGCAGGGUCCGCUAUUCUCGAGAUCCGCGAGGUUGUUGCCGCGGGUUGCUAUGGCAACCUGCGGCAACGCUCUUGCGGAUCGCGAGAACAGAGGACCUGCUGCUGGAUGGCUAACGAGUGUGCAUAUUCUCGUAAAUGGACGGUCCCUUAA
Pelobates cultripes (western spadefoot toad) is the source of this 12042-nucleotide messenger RNA. NCBI's taxonomy places the organism in Eukaryota, Metazoa, Chordata, Amphibia, Anura, Pelobatidae. The record is from the annotation of a GenBank genome assembly.